Molecule: messenger RNA, 3558 nt
Organism: Lingula anatina
Lineage: Eukaryota; Metazoa; Brachiopoda; Lingulata; Lingulida; Lingulidae
Product: frizzled-9
Biological process (GO): non-canonical Wnt signaling pathway; canonical Wnt signaling pathway
Cellular component (GO): membrane
Molecular function (GO): transmembrane signaling receptor activity; Wnt-protein binding
Source: RefSeq, a predicted model, not a curated record
AACCCGGAUCGUGUUACUAUUCAAAGUGUCAAAGCCUUCCGCUUCAUAAUCGAUAUUUGUACACAUUUGAUGUGUGUGAAAAGAAUCUUAUAUAGAUUUAUUAUUCGAACCUGUUGUUGGCGUAUUGAUCAUUCAACAUUGAGUUAAGCGGUGAUACUAGCAGCCUUCACGCAGUCGAGUGCUGAAGUCUUUCCAGCUGAAGAGCUGUUUACCCUAGCGAAGGAGCACGCCGCAGGAGACUCUUACCGAGUGCUGUUUAAGAGGAUUCUGCGACUCCCAGAGCUUUGCUAUGGCCCUGUGGAGAUGGAUAGUGGUGUUAAGCACCAUAAGUACUGCGGUGCUGGGCCAGGGAUAUCAGGACUUUCACACAGCUCACGAGCGGUGUGAGCGUAUAGCCAUCACCUUCUGUUCCGACAUGAAAUAUAACAUGACCAGUAUGCCAAAUAUCGUGGGACAUAGGACUCAAGAUGAGGCGGGCUUGCGGGUACAGGAGUUUAUUCCAUUGAUUCAAAUAGGAUGUACAGGACUGAGCACGAGUUUAUUAAAGUUUUUUCUGUGUUCGCUUCAUGCGCCUAUGUGCACCGAACAAGUCGAUGAGAUACUGGUAAUACCCCCAUGUAGGACUAUGUGUCAAAAAGUGAAAGAAAAAUGCGAGCCAGUACUACACCGAUUCAACUUCAAUUGGCCAAGUAUGUUAAACUGUUCAAAUUUCCCUGACAAAAAGGGAAAACUUUGUAUGGAAGCUCCAAAAGAUAUGGAAAUUCCAAGUGAAGCUGAACGUGAUAAACACCCUAUUGAUUUGGACCGUUUACCUGCGGGAAUUGGUAUUUCACAGAGCCCAUGGGACAACACAGGAUGGGACAAAUUACAGGAAUUCCUUAAAGAAAGAACAACCACAACUACAACUGUUCCAAGCACUCUGACAUGUACGGAUAGAUUUUUACAUAUCAGUAAACAAGGAGAAAAUGAUACAUGUGCACCCAAGUGUAACAUAGAUGUAUAUUUCCGACAUAGUGACAAAGAAUUUGCAUUUAUAUGGAUGACAAUCUGGGCCUCGUUAUGCUCACUUUCUACCCUAAUUACAGUGUUCACAUAUAUCAUAGACACAUCAAGAUUCAAGUACCCAGAAAGACCCAUCAUCUUCUUGUCUGUGUGUUACUUGAUUUAUUCCACAGCCUAUAUAAUACGGGCCAGCAUUGGUGCUGACCCAAUCUCUUGUGAUCAUAGCAAGAAAGGAGACUUCUUAAUUCAAGAGGGUCUUGAAAGCACUUGGUGCAUCGUCGUUUUCUUGAUUCUUUAUUUUUUUGGUAUGGCCAGUUCGAUUUGGUGGGUGAUUCUGACAGUAACAUGGUUUUUGGCUGCGGGUAGGAAGUGGGGAGAGGAAGCAAUAGAGGCUCUGAGUAGUUAUUUUCAUCUUGCUGCCUGGGCCAUCCCAGCCAUCAAGACCAUUAUUAUCCUCACAAUGAGGCGUGUCGAUGGGGAUGAGCUGACUGGAUUAUGCUAUGUUGGACAUCAAGAUAAGACAGCAUUAACUGCAUUUGUUCUAGCUCCACUGUUUACUUAUCUCCUCCUUGGAACAGCAUUUAUACUAGCCGGGUUUGUUGCCAUGGUGCACAUCAGGAAAAAUUUGAAAAACAAUGGGGGACAGAACCUCAGAAAACUAGAAAAACUCAUGGCAAAAAUAGGAAUCUUUUCUGUGUUAUAUACUGUGCCAGCCACCUGUGUGGUUGGGUGUUUAUUCUAUGAGCAGCUAAAUGCUGAUGCUUGGAGACAAAUAGCAAUGGCCAGACCAUGUAAAGAAACAGAGUUUGGAGCACAAGACUGUAGUUUAGAAGCCUCCAUUCCCACAGUGGAAGUUUACAUGCUCAAAAUCUUCAUGUCUCUAAUUGUUGGCAUCACCAGUGGGAUGUGGAUAUGGACAGGGAAGACGAUAAACUCAUGGAAAAUGUUUUGCUCAAGGAGAUUUUCUCCACGAAAGUCCACCACAAACGUUCCCAGUCCAACCGUGGUGAUGGCAUACCCAGCACCUCAACAAGCCACUGUAGUUAAAAUGGUCCCCGCGGGUCAGAAAGACAAGGACGUAGUGGGGGUCAGGGUGUGAUACUGAGGGGCUGUGGAAAGCUUUGAAGUAUGAUCAUACUGCCGUUCAAGUGGCCAAAAUCCUUUAAGUUAAGAGAGACUUUAUUUUUAUUUAACCCCAACUUCAACAGAGUUGUUGAAUUUUCCUGGUUUACAAAAUUGUGCAAUGAAUAAGCGAGGAGAGCUACAGUUAAAAUAGCUUUUGUGUGAUAAGUGUUGACUUUAAGUGGUAAUCCGCAGCCAGUUUGCAGAGUAAUUGCAAAUGGAUACCUGAUUACAAUAGGCUUUGUACUACAGAGAACUCAAGGCAGUUAACAAUCGGCUAGAUUGUUUGUACUUAAACGUAAUCAAAGCCUUGGAAUUCUCCGGUUCAUCCUGGAAGAUGAGUGAUAAGACUUCUAUGUGAGCACAGAUACUAAUUUAUUUGGAAGGUACCCAUAAAGUGGGGGUCGGUCCCUGUGCAUUUAGUUCGUUCUUUUGUUUGCUUUGUCCCACCGUGCCAUACAGGUAAUUCAUGUGCACUAGCCGGAAAGGAGAGCCCGUAUGAGUUUAAUUAGAUGGGGUAUUGUUAAAGUGUGUUGUAUAAACACAGCAAAUUUAUUCAGUUUCGACAUAGAGAUCCAAAAGUCUGCCGUUUUGGAUCAGGUACUGAAAGAUAACGUCUGGUGCCUCUCGAUAAAAAUCAGGAAACUUGAAAGAAUUUUCUGCACCGGGACCAAUCGCCCUUGGUCUUUAAAUGGGGAAUUUCUAUUGAAGUGGAAUGAUAUCAAAGGGAAUGGAUUUUCCUUAGUCUUCUAUUUGAGUUGAAUGUUUUGUUGAUCAUAGAACUAUAGGCAGAUGAUAUUUUUCUGACCUAAAUGCUACGGCAGCCAGCUGUCACAAGGUGAAGCGGGGCUGAUUGAUGAUGGAAGUCUUCAUAUGAACUCUAUUACUCUGAGAUGUCAAACAGAUACUUUAACAUUGUAGUGGUUCACAUAUUCUUGCCGUUUGUUUAUUUUUAUUUUAGGUCUGCAGAAAUUUUUGCAAGACUCGUUCUGCUGGUGCUAUAGUUGCAGUUUACUUACGAUGCCAAUAAUCGCGCAUCCUUUUUUUUUUUCACUUCCGGAAACCUGCAUUUGCCACCCGUACUGAUAAUUUAGAUCGUUUUUGAGUGAUCAUUAGAACCAAGGUGAACAAAAUUGUGCACAGUAAUUCUUUUUACUUUUAUUUAUAUUUAGAAAUAUCGUGCAGGGUUGGGAUAGUACUUAAAAUAGUCACCUUGUGUUAAUUCGCACGUCACUAAUAAUGAAACAUGGGAGUCCAUGCUUCAAACGCAAUACUGAAUCGAUUAGUAUGUAAGGGAACUUUUAUUUCACGUUUGUAACAUAAAAUGUGGAGUUGUAAUUUUGUAACAAAGCAGUUAAGCUGGUGUUUUUGAUUUCAAUCACUCGGCCGUUUGGAUCGAAAAUUAUAAUAAAACGCUCGAUAUAUUUGUCACAA